UCGGUUCAGUACCUCUCUAGACUCGUUGCUGUAAGGACGUCCUCCGCUUCGUACUCUGUGCUGUGUUUGCCCUUCUCUUCCUCCUCCCACAGUUUGAAAGGCUUUAUUUAAGACUUUUUGGUGGUGAUCAUGGAUUCGAAGAGACCUCCACCCAGACCGGUGAAUUUAGAGGAGGCGGACGAUGGUGUCGUGGAGUUUUCGCCGCUCAAUCAAGAGGACGACGAAGGCACAGUCACUAUCGAAGUGCCUGUGGCCGAAGAGAGAGCCGCAUGGGGAUCUAAAAUGCAGUUCAUGCUUUCUUGCAUUUCUCUUUCCGUCGGUUUGGGCAACGUUUGGAGAUUCCCCUAUUUAGUGCAGCAAGACGGAGGAGGAGCGUUUUUGAUCCCGUACCUCAUCAUGAUGGUCCUGGAAGGAGCUCCCUUGUUCCUGCUCGAGCUGGGCAUCGGCCAGCGCCUGCGACAGGGCUCCUUGGGCGUAUGGACAAUGAUCUCGCCCUGGUGGUCGGGCCUGGGCGUGGCUUCCACCAUCGUGUCCUACCUCGUCGGGUUGUAUUACAAUGUUAUUAUAGCUUGGUGUUUUUAUUAUCUCUUCAAUUCGUUUAAGUCUCCCCUGCCGUUCGGAAUGUGCCCCAAUGAGACCAUUCCUAACACAAACCUCACGCUGCCGGUCGAAGAGUGCGAGCUCUCCAGCGAGACGGCUUAUUUCUGGUACAGGCAAACCAUCGACGCCACUCCCUCGAUCAACGAGACCGGCGGCAUCAAGUGGUGGAUGGCGCUGUGCCUGGUGCUCUCCUGGCUCCUGGUUUGGCUCUGCAUCAUGAAGGGCAUCCAGUCCUCAGGAAAGGUUGUGUACUUCACUGCCAUCUUCCCCUACUGCAUCCUCGUGAUUUUCUUCGGCCGCGCAAUUACCCUGAAGGGAGCUAUGGAAGGCUUGAAGCACAUGUUCACCCCCGAUAUGAGUAAGCUACAACCUACGGUGUGGAUGGACGCCGCGUGUCAGGUGUUUUACUCGUUGGGCCUGGCCUUUGGCUCUUUGAUAGCCUUCGCAUCGUACAAUCCAAUGAAGAACAACUGCAAGAGGGAUGCCAUCUUCAUGUGUUGCAUCACUGUCUUUACAGCCACCUUCGCCACCAUCGACAUUUUUGCUGUGUUGGGAUAUAAGGCUGUGGCAAAUUAUGAUAAAUGUGUGGAACACAACAUCGCCAAACUUUCAGAAAUUGUCCAACACUUACCGGAACAUACUCAGAAGGUGAAUGUCACCCCAGAGAACUAUGAGGAGACGUGGGACAAGAUUCUGCCCAGUAUUAAGGAUCACUACCAGAACUUGACCCACCAUCACAUAAAGAAAUGCAGCGUGCAUGACGAGCUCAGUCAGGCUGCAGAAGGAACUGGUUUGGCCUUCAUUGUGUUCACGCAGGCUAUUGUUGAGCUUCCUGGAAGUAACUUCUGGUCAGUGUGCUUCUUCAUGAUGUUGUUAGCUCUGGGUCUUGGCUCGCAAUUUGGUACAAUGGAAGGUGUCAUCACAAACCUCUUUGACAUGAAGAUAUUUGUGAGAGUCCGGAAGGAAGUUUUGACGGGUGCAGUGUGCCUAUCAUCAUUUUUAAUUGGUUUGAUCUUCUGCACUGGAGCUGGAGAGUACUGGCUUGGUAUGUUCGAUGCCUUUGCUGGCUCUAUGGGUUUAAUCAUCAUUGCUUUCUUCGAGAGCAUCGUCGUAGCCUAUGUCUAUGGGCACAAAAAAUUCACAGAUGAUAUUGAAAAGAUGAUUGGCAUUAGACCAGGCUUGUACUGGCAAGCCACUUGGCGUUUCAUUUCUCCACUCACCAUAGCUGUUAUUGUCGUUGCCUCAGUAUACUAUAGAAGUACUAAUCCUCCUGAUUAUCCAGCUUGGAAAGCUGAGGAAGGCUUUGCUGUAAAAGAACAAUAUCCUGGAUGGGCUAUGUUUGUGUGUUUGGUGUUACUCUUGAGUGGAUUUCUUCCAAUACCGAUUGUUUACUUCAUGAGACGUUGGCAGUGCAUCCGAUUUGAUGCCAAUAUUCAUGAGGCUUCCAUCAAGAGAGUGGAAACCACUAUUUCAACAACUGGCAUGAUCAAGGGAGAAGAGCUCCCACGUCCGGAUUCUGGAAUUUGGACUAUAUAUAAGUCCAGUGUUUCAUUUUUGGAAGGAAUUAUUUUUGAAAGCUCUCCAGGAGGGCUUGAAGAGUAUCACGAUUCUCCUGCUGGUGAGGAUGAUGACGAUGACGAUGGAGGUCUUACUGUUCAGGGUGGGAAGUUCCGCAUGGAAGUGCUUGAUUAGUGUUCCAUGGCAACACACACUCAUUGCAAGACUGUUUACUGCAAAAAUUAUUUAGUCCAUGAGGCUAAAAUUCCUGGCCACUAGCAACAGCCAAGCAGCAGAUGUGCAAAAGCAGCUUUCAUGCGCUGUAUAUUUCGGUACAUUUGCUUAAUAGGAGGUUAUCAGCAUAUGAAUCCUAGAUCAAAUAGUGCCAAAUUAAGUUGAUUUUAUAUUGUAUUUACUGUACAGUAUUAGAACCUUUGGCCAUAUGAAGAACUGCAUUACUGGUGCAUGCUUUAGUGUCCAGUAUAUUCUGAACAACAGCAUUUAGCAAAAUAUUUUGUUAGAAAUUAGCGUAGUGUCACAUGAUAGCAAUAAAGACUAGAACCAUUUUUGAAAGUCCAGUUCUGGUACCUUGAAUAGUGUGUGGGUGCAGUAGCUUUUCUACCGCAGUAUGCAAGUGUUUCAUGUUUAUCUUGGCCAAUUAUGUAACAUUUUAGGUAGAUUCUUGCAGUUAAUUAAUCUUUGUUUGCAGUUACUAUUUUCUUGAGACACCCUAUACAUGGAAAGGUUGAAGAAGAAAACUGAACGAGUAGGUAAUUUUCUGAAAGGUCAAAGUGGUGCACCCUUAAGAUAUUUAUGUGGUUGUGCCAUGCUUUUAAGAAUCAGAUUUGACUGCAAGUUUGUGGUCAAAUUCAUUGCAUUAGUUCUGUGAUUUUCAUUGAGUUAUGCUCAAUAACUUUUAUUGUUUGUAAAGACUUUAUGCUUUUACAGUUAUUAAGAAGCCACAGUAUUCUGAAACAAUCUAGUACACGGUCAUAUUUGUCUCCAUGGAACAAACUGUUAUAUAUAAUUGUGUCGUCUAUGUGGAGUAAGUUUUGUUAUGUACAAAAACCAUUCACAUUCAUUGUAUGUACAGAAAAAAACUUUCUUAGCAAGCAGAGUUAAUGUACUGAAGUAGUUUUGGUUUUCAUGUGUUAGAUACACAGUAAGUUUUGCAUUUUAAAUUUAAUGUGGCAAGAUAAGAAUUAGUUGUGUCAAGACUUUAGAUUUUGAGACAUGAUUUGAAAUGACAAUUACAUUAACUCUUGUUUUAUAUACUGUGACUUGUUAGAAGUUAAGAGAGAUUUGAAUGAAUUUUGAGUAGAGAAUUUUUUCUGUAUAUGCCAUAUUCUCAUUAGUUUUUAUGGAUUAGUUUACAUUUGUCUAGAAAGGCAAAAAGUUAGAAGGCACUAUUAAUGGUAAUUGCUACGUGGUAGCUGCAAUGGUUCAUCAUUACUUUGAAUGCUUGUGCAAAAUUAUAGUGGCUCAUUCUGGUGAUUAUGUACAUGCCCAAUAAAACACAAGUAGUGAAUGAAUACUAUGAACAAACAAAGUUGCAUAAAGAAAAUUAGAAUAGGAAUGGUAUUGAAAGGGGAUCUAAUUUUGUAACAUUUAAAUAAAAAAUCAUUCUGCUGGUGAUGGAGGUGGCAACAUGCUCAUAUGAGAAUAAUAGUUCCAUUAGACUCUUAUCUUCAGCUAUAAAAAUUGUGUCCAUCAAAAUUGUUCCAUACACUGUUAGUAUCAAUAAUUAAUGUGAAAAAUUGCCCAUGAUAUUUGUUACUUCUGUCAUCAUUAUAUAUGGGAAAUCAUACUAAUGUUGAGCAGUGUAUAAUUGAUGAAAAAUUUGUAUAAUAUAUGAGCAGUAAAUAUCCCAUAUUUUAUGUAAUAAAUAUAGAUGAAUUUGCUUUGCACCUACAUACAUAACUCUGGGACAGAAUGAUGUUGUACCAAGGAAUGCUAUUGCAAAAAAUCAUACUGUAAACAUUACUCCAAAAGAUUUCUAUAAAUGAAAUAGUGUGGUCACUUAGACAUUGUAGUUGAUAUGAGAAAGAAUGUUCCCACUGCAGUGUGUAACAUGAAGCAUGCCAACAGAAGCAUCAGACAAAUGGCCAUAUUUUCUGUUUCUUUCUUCCAUAUACAGUAAACCUGUUAAUGUAAAAUCUAUACCCUGUAAACAUUACCUUCCAUAAUAGACCUCAGAAUCGCAUUGUCUUCAAAGUAGCCAGUUGCAUGUUGUGCCUCUUGUUUAGUGAGUGUUCAACUGUCAGUAAAUGUAAAUCAUUGGCCCUUUUGGAAAUGAAGUUGCUUCGAUUUUUUAAAAUGAAAUUUUCACGCUGUGGAGGCUAACUAUCCACACAUGUUCAUUAAAGGGAAUCAUUUGUUAAGGAGAAAAUGGUCACCAAUUUCACUUCUCGGUAGAAAUUCUCAAGUUUUGGGGAAAAUCCUUAGCUAUUCUUAGGGAAGAAAAUGUAAAUACCAUUUCUUCUUGAUUCUAUCAGUUUGAUUGUUGAAAUCAUAUUAAGAGUAGAAGACAUUAGAAUUGUAAUGAAAUGUUUUUUGUAGCUGUACAGUAUAAAAAUGAAUAUUUUUAAGGGUUAUGAUUUUAACCUUUAGGAGAUACUCUGCAGAAUUUUAGCUGAAUUUAUUUGAUGGAGUGCAGGGAAGGAAUUAUGAGAAAUCUUUGGAUAAAUUUAUAAAGCUUGAUUUUAUCCAUAAAUUUUCUGUUCAAGUUUAUACAACAUAUGCAAUAUUAAAAUUAUUAUACAAAGCAAGUAUUAAGAGUACAUGAUACGCUCAUUUUAAUGCAGUACAUUACAUUUAUUUCUGAGGGAUAAAAGAACAGAGCCGUAAGGUACAGGAAAAGUCCUAAGUAUGAGACAAUCACAAAGAAAUUCUUUUUAAUCUUUAGGUUAAUUCAUGUAUUACUUGAAUAAUUUCAUACUGGAUUUAGCAGAAUUGUUUUACCUGGAAAUCUUCGGAAUUUUUACAUUUUUUUGGGAAAUAAUGAAAGUAGUGCAUUUUAAUCUAAAGUUUUUUAGUGCUGAAGCAACAUGCAUGGAUUUUAGGGAAUAAACUACUUAGCAAUAAUUUCAUGAGAACAAGAUUUUGCAGUUUCAGUGAUAAGUGAUUGUUUAUUCUACAAAUUGUUUUUACAUUAUCUUGUUUUCAGUACACAUACUUAUUGUGUGGUUUUAUGAUUAAAAGUCAGUAAGACCAACAAAUGAAGGUAAUAACAGGUUUCAUGUAUGAAGAUUUGCAUCUAAUUUUCAUUAUCAAGUAUUUCAUAAGUUGUUUAGGUUUGUUGUAAAUUUCAUUAAUUUUUUAUGAUUGUAUUGAUGUGUUUACUAUACAGUUUUUUUUAAGAGAUGAACUCUCCUAGUAACAAGAGUCUGGCUUACUCCAUCACAUAAUAUUUGCAGUAAGACAUUUCGUCAGGCACAGGAGGCACAAUAUCACUGGUAGGAGAUUGAUGUACAUAAUUAUUACUGUACAGGAACUAUGUAGAUAAAUUUCUCUCAUUCAUCCAUUAAGUUACUGAGUGUUAAGAGUACUUGCGCAUAAUUGGGUUGGAGUAUGUAACUCUCUUUGUAAGAGAUAAUGCUCCAGUGGUAUGUACCAUGCACGGAACUGUGCAUGUAAUAGCAAAGGGAUUGCUGGAAUCAUAAAGCAAUUGUCUGUGAAUCGAUUGAUUGAUUUCUUAAGGAAAUACAGUAACCAUUUACAUGAUAUUCCAGUAUGGUUAAUCGAUAGUGAUUCAGGUGUGCCUGUAUUUUGUGUGUUUUGGAUAUACAGUAAUAUAUAUAUCAGUAUAUUGCAGUGCUGUGCAUUUCUCUCAUCUUGUUUAAUGUAUAUUGUCAGUUUAUAUCCUGCAGUCAAAUGUGCCAAGAAGAAGUUCUUAAAUUUCAUCUGCCAAUUCAGGUUGAGUUUUAUUCACACGUAUGACUUGAAUCUGAACCACCAGGAAACGCAAUGUUCAACUUGUGUCGCCUUUUAAUUAUUUUUUUAACCUGAUAGUUAAGGGGUUUUUUUUCUUUAUUUUUUUUUUUUGCAUUUUUAUGAAUUAAGAUAGUUAUUUUUGUGAUUCCAAAUUUAAAGGUUGUAUACAUAUAUUUCAUUAUUAAUUAAAGCUCUCUGCCGUUUUAUGUUAAUAUACAGUUUUACUAAAAUCUGAAAAAAAUAUUUAUCAGUCAAGUCAAAUGCUCAAUUAUAGCUUGUUAUUCUAUUAGUUAAUAUAUAUUUCUACUAUUGGCAGAAUCUCAAAUUCUUUAUGAUAUUCAGUAUCUUAGAUCAUCUCAAGUUUUACUCAAGAAUUUAGAGAUUGCAGAUCAUUGUACAUUUAGCCUCUAUCUCUUUUAGACUGGAUGUCACCAUGUUGACAGCUGAAUAUGCUAAGAUUAUUUCAUAAGCAGUCCAUAUGUUCAUUAAUUUUAUAUAUAUGUAUACUGUAUAUAUUUUAUGGGUUUGUUGCUAUAUGUACAUAUGUUCAUGUAUGGGCCUGAGUGUAUUAAUAUAUAUUGUAUAUGUAUACACAUUCAUAUAUAUACAGCUACCCAUUAUUGGUUCCCUGUUUAUGUAGUUUGAAAAGAUUGAAUAUUUUUUUAUUUGCCACUGUUUGGACAGGUAUGCAGUUACCACAAAUGCUCGAUUUGCACUCUCCUCUUGUAAUCACAACAUAUUUAAUAUAUAUAUAUAUAUAUAUAUAUAUAUAUAUAUAUAUAUAUAUAUAUCAUAUAUAUAUAUAUAUAUAUAUAUAGAUAUAUAUAUAUAUAUAUAUAUAUAUAUAUACAUACACACAUACAUACACAUAAAAUAAAUAUAUAUGAGUGUAUAUGUACAUGCACAGUUGCUUUAUUCAUGUUAGAUUUGUUGUAGUAUUGACAAAACAACUAAGUUUAUCAUUGAAUGUUAAAAUUUUACUUCUUGAAUAGUAUAGUACUGUAUUUUAUUCUACAAGCAUACAGAAAUUUUUCACGUUUCGCUUCCUGAGGUCCAUAGUACAUGUGAAUGCUCAAAGCUUACAUAUGAAUAGUAAAUGACCUUAUGACUUUAAGGCAACUGAAAAUUUGAACUGUAACUUGAACAUCGUACAAUUUAUAAUGUACUGUCAUAUCUAUUUUUAACAUUAUAAAUUAUGGGUAGUUUUUCAGUUGACUAAUGAAUAUUAUUGAACUAGAAGUAUUUUCAGGAAGUACUAGAUUUCUGCAUUGUUCUCUCAUUCCAGGGACGGCAGUAUCUAUUUAUUUCAUCUCAUUACAGUAUGUAUCAGCCAAAUGUCAUUAAAUUAAUUGGACUGAAUUUUAACUAAGUUUCAUUAGUAUUCUUACAUGGUGGAAAAUUGUGCCUUUAGAAUUGAUUAUCAUACCUGAUGCCUUAUUGGAUGUCCUGUCCCAUGUCUUUGUACAUUCGUUAUAUAAAGUCAACAUUGACAGUUUAUGUUAUAUGAAAAAGGAUUUAUCCUUCUUAAGAACUCAUCAAAUUAGGAUAUUGUUUUCAUCUUUUAAUUUUGAAUGAUUAAUUUAGAAUUCUACAAUAGCUACAUACAUAUACAUACAUAAAUUGAUAAAUCUUGAAAUUAUGUGAUAAGGAAGGUAAAACUGUGAAGUAGAAACUAAGUAGAGUGCAGUAGUAUUACGAGGUAGUCCGUUAUACGUACCAGAUGUAAUUCAACUCUUCUGGAAUAUUUUAUAGAUCCUUAAACUUGUGUUUGGUAUGCAAAUUUGCUCACUGUAUAUAGGACUUCCCUAGAAGGUUCCCUAGAAGGUUUAAAUAUUUUGUUCAUGAAUAUACAAGAUAGUUAUCAAAUGUUUAUGUGAAGAGCAAAAAUUUUGAACUAAAAGCAAAAAAAUUUUUCUGGGGAAAUUUUAGGGAAAAUAUUAACCUCAGAUUUAAAAUAAAUAGUGAUUUCACUGCCAAUAUAAAAUAAUUAAAUUUAAUUCUAACCCAGAAAAAAUUAUUCAUCGAUAUCUUUUCAAUCUACCUGCACACGCAUUUGCUUCUAAAUGUUUGGUAUACCUAUAGUAUUUCCUUGUCUGACUUGAAGAAUCAGUGAAGCUGAUACACAAGUAGUAUAUGGUAUGUUGUAUUUACCUACAAGCAACAAAGGUUAUUUUUAGUGAUUUUACCGUCUUAUUCCAUUUAAAGGCAUAAUCUUUUAGGAAAGCGAAAAACAUUUGGCAGAGACACAGGCACAUUUGGCUAGUAGUAUUCCAUUGUAAUUUUUGUGGUAUUGACAAAAAAUACUGGUAGUAUAUGUUUUAUGUAUUCAGGAGCAAAAUUGUCCCGAUUCAUGUUUUGAGUAAAUACGUACAUUUUAUUAUUCCUCAUGAAAUACAGUGCUUGUACUCUAGCAGAUAUUCAUGCAUACUCUUUUUUUUUAAUGAUUCAACAUAACUUUCAAUAUUAAAUAUAAAGUUAUUUAAUUUUUUAGUAUUAGCUCUUAAAAUAGAAUCUGCAUGGAGCACUGUAGCAUAAUGAAUACAUAUACAAUGUGUAUAUACUGUAUAAAUAUGCAUAUCCAUAGUCUGUCACAGAAUGCAAAGAUUUAAAGCAACAAAUAUCUUCAAAAAUUGUAUAAUCAUUUUCAUUGUGAGCUCUUCUGGCAUUAAGUCAUACAAAAUAAAUUUGCCAUUGCACAUUCUUCUUUCUUUUUAUAUCCAGAACCAUGUAAUCCUAAUUUUUUUUUUUUAUGUUCUGCUUGGCAUUUGAUACAUUGAUCUGCAACAUCUAGAAUAGUUUCAAAAGUAAUGUAUGCAUUGUUAUCAGCUUAGUAGGUGGAGGAUGGCUGAUAGAUCUAUCUUAAAGCUGUGCAAAUUAGAGUACUUAAUUUUUUCAUUCUCUUUUGGCUUUUUGUUUUUUGUGGUAGAAAUAGAGAUAAUCGUUACUGUUUAGUGGAUUCUACCUCUUAACUAAUGCUUACUUAUUAGGGAUUCUAAUGUUGACUUUUAUUCAUAAAUCAAUAUGCAGUAUUUUAUGGAUUUUAUUAAUUUUCAACUGUAAUAUUUUUCAGCGUUCAAAUAAUACAACAUAGGAAAACUUUAUUUUUAAACAGUAUGGAUGCAAAGAUGUUAGGUUAUGAUUAGUAAUUUCAUAUUUAUAGUUGACCACUUGAAGAGUAUAAUUUGUUACUGAAUUAACUUUUGUCAAUUUUGACAUUUGGUUUUUCUAUUUUGCACCCAUAACCUUAGAAGCCUUAAUUUUGUUUUCAUAGAGUAAGCAAAGUUAGGAUAUAAUGCAUAAUCAGACAAUUCUACUAAUGUGAGUUAGUGAUAAAAUUUGCUAAGAAAAGCUGGAGCAAGUGAAUAGAACAAGUCAAGUAAAGUACAGUUCAUUUAGGUGCAUUCCAACAUGUCAAUAUGUACAUGCCAAAUUUAGGCUGCAUUUAUCAAAAUUUACUAUGAAAAGCAAUAUUGACCUUUUAAUAUCAGAAAAUACUCUGGACGGAGUAUUUUGUAGCCAUUAGUUAAAAGGACUAGGAUUGCAAUGAAAAUGUGUUAUUGUAGACAUGUGUAAAAAGAUUAGUGAAAAAAUUGAACUUGUUGAGUCUAAUUUGCUUUGAAUACCUAAAGGGUUGAUAGAAUAUUAAACUCAUAUUUGUAGAAUUGUCAAAGUGCAGGAACCAGGUGCUAUAUUUUAAAUCUUGUAGAAAUGGUUUUUUCAUCCAUGUGAAGCUGACGCUAUAAACGUAAAAGAGUUCUUGCUUCAGUGUGGACAAUUAUCAUUUAUUUGACUUUUAACACUUCAGUUUGAUACCUUAUAUUAAUCUUAAGCAAGACAAGCAAAUGCACAUUUAGAUGUAUUCACACUUCAUUUGAAGAUAAUUCAAUAUUUAAUUGAAUUCUUGUGUUGUGUGUCCAGUAACUCAGUUUUGAUGGUGUAAACAUACUGUAAAGAGGAUAAAAUUAUAAUAUAUACUAAGUAUAGGGGUACCGGAGACUAUUUUUAUAGACAGCGUUCAUGUCUUCAAAUCGAGCAAUCACUUCAGUCCUUAAACUUAGCUUUACAAUCAUUUCUGUACUCUCCCAAGUUUGGAAUUCAUUGUAAAACUACACUGUGACAAGUAUCAAUAUAAAUGCUAAAUUUUCCAAGUGAUGUAUGCUUCAAAAAGCUGAGUUUACAGCUAUCUGACAAAUGGAUGGAGAUAUUUUUCAAUACACUUGUCCUUGAGUCAGAGCUGAAGUGGGAGUGUGAAUUGUUUCUAGAAAGACAGGAAACCUAAGACCCACUAGUAAGCUACAAUGCAAGUUUGUUUCACUUUUGAAUAAAUUAUUGAAAUCAAAUUAAAUGAUAAUGUUAGAUAAAUGAAAAAAAAAUAAAUAUGGAUUUUUUGUAUUGUGGCACUCUUCUGAAAACAAAUUACUAGUUGGAACAAACAUUUGAUUAAGAAAGUGAUCAUCUUCCUGUAUACAUUGUCAGUCAUUUUUUGUGAUAUUUGAGGUAGUUUUACUCUAGCCUAAUACAUACAGGCCACAGGAUGCAUAAGGGAUUUUGUAAACUGCCAGACUGUUGUACUUAGUGCAAUGGCUUAUACGAAAUUUCAUUUGAGUUUUUUUUUCUUACUGUUGAUAGAAUAUAGAUUUCUGCCCAAUGUUGUUGAGCUACUGACAGGAAAGAACACCAGAUGCAAGGUCCCUCUUGUUCCCUUGGUUUUGAUGUACUCUUCUCUGUGCAAUUUUAUCCUUUGAAAACAUAUUUGCUCUACGUGAAAUAUUCAUUGCCAUCAAACCCUUACUCAUGAACAGUCUCUAUUAUCAUCAUUUUCAUUUGUCUCCUUAUGAAGAAACGACCAGAAAGCUCCAUGGUUUUUUAACUCUAAUUUAUUAGUACAAUACUGCAUUGUUCCCAAGAAUAUCUGUAUAAACAGCCUGCUGUCAUAUAAAAAGACUUUUACAUAUAUACAGUAGUCCAGAAUUACUAUUGUGAAUUUUAAAGAACAGCUGUCCAUACAGCUUUUAUUCAACACUUCCAAAAUGCUGACUUGGAACAGGACAAUUAGAUUUUAAUUUAACGACUUUUUUUUAUUGUAUGGGGAGUUGUUCUUUAGAUUUUCCAACUCUUUAUGGGUACCAAUAGUUACUAGUUUUAAUUGUCAUUUCAUUUUGGUGGUAAAAAUAUCCUUGUUAUUUUAAAAACGUACUGAUUGUUACCUUUGUUACAUAUAUAUCAUGGCUGACACAUAGACUGCAAUUUUCCUAAAUAGAAAAAAAAUUGAA
Messenger RNA from Macrobrachium nipponense, 11303 nucleotides. Its product is annotated as sodium- and chloride-dependent transporter XTRP3A-like. Gene Ontology annotation, cellular component: plasma membrane. The record is from RefSeq and is a predicted model, not a curated record. Gene Ontology annotation, biological process: sodium ion transmembrane transport. NCBI's taxonomy places the organism in Eukaryota, Metazoa, Arthropoda, Malacostraca, Decapoda, Palaemonidae.